AUUGAAACCACCAGACCUUCUCGAAUAUCUAUCAUACUUAAAAUCGGACUUCAUAAUGCCUAUGACCAUCAUUCGAGGCUCUCGAGUCAGUGGGGGAGCCACGAUCAAACAAGGACCGACAUUUACAGGCGAGGUCUACGCUGACCCAAUACUCUUCAAAGCCGAAGAAGGAAUCAACAUCAAUCACGUUACAUUUACACCGUGUUCUCGGACUUAUUGGCAUUCUCACGAACACGGACAGCUUCUGGAAGUCAAGAUUGGCUCCGGUUGGAUUUGCGACAAAGGCGGCGAACCUCAACGACUGAAUGUGGGAGAUAUUGUGUGGGCACCAGCAGGAACAACUCACUGGCAUGGAGCCGACAACGGAAGUCUCAUGGCGCAUCUCGCUGUCAGUCACGGGAAAACAACUUGGCUGGAUCCUGUGACUGAUGAAGAGUACAAUGCGAAGAAUGCGACCAAGGUAUAGGUGGUGUAGAGACGGAGGACCGAAGACUAUCAUUAAAUAUGUUCAUUUUCGCCAUCCAACAAGCCUUUCUCAUCAGAAAUGUAGUAAGUUGUCUGUCAUGAAGACAUAGCC
Molecule: messenger RNA, 577 nt
Organism: Exophiala mesophila
Lineage: Eukaryota; Fungi; Ascomycota; Eurotiomycetes; Chaetothyriales; Herpotrichiellaceae
Exons: 1
Coding region: 56-466 (136 amino acids)
Source: RefSeq, a predicted model, not a curated record